Actinia tenebrosa (Australian red waratah sea anemone) is the source of this 6153-nucleotide messenger RNA. RefSeq lists its product as uncharacterized. NCBI's taxonomy places the organism in Eukaryota, Metazoa, Cnidaria, Anthozoa, Actiniaria, Actiniidae. The record is from RefSeq and is a predicted model, not a curated record. Gene Ontology annotation, biological process: protein phosphorylation. Gene Ontology annotation, molecular function: protein binding; protein tyrosine kinase activity; ATP binding.
CGUCUCGGUCUAAUACAACAUGGUUGUGUCCUGAACACGACUCUCAUCCCAAAAAUAUUAUCUCAAUCUUACAGGAAUCUGGGGAAAAAACAAUACAAGGAAAUACAAAUAUGAGUGCUACGGACGAAGAAAAAAUAUUUGAAGUUUUGGUUGGGAUUCAACUGGAUCAGUUCUAUCGGCGAAUUGUUGACAAACUCCAUGUAACUCGGUUUGGUCAUUUUGACCAUGUCACUGAGGAUGACUUAGACGAUCUUGGAAUGUCAAAACCAGAACAGAGAAGGCUCUUCGAAGCUCUUAAAAAAGCAAGAAAGAAACCAUUGUUUUCGAGUUUUCGUCGAAGGAAAAGUAAAAACAAACUGCUGGCCAGUGAGACAGAAGGCAAUCAAACAACAACAUCCCCACUGAACCCCGCUCUGGCUACUCCCRUCCCAGCGGGUUCCUCUUUGACUUGUCUGAUCAAUGAAAAGGCUAUAACUCUAUAUGAUAUGAUUGGUAAUGGUGCAUUUGGAUAUGUCAGAAAGGGAGAGUGGACCACAGAUACCAAGCAAAAGAUUGAGGUAGCUGUAAAAAGUCUAAAGAUGUCGAGGGAUGCAGCCUUCCUACAGAUGCAGAUGGACUUUAUCAAGGAGGCUAAUGCAAUGAGUCUGUUAGACCAUCCACAUAUCAUAAAGCUCUAUGGUGUAGUGCUUUCCACUCCACUAAUGCUGGUUACUGAGUUGGCACCCCUCGGUUGUCUUCUUACCUGCUUACGUAAUAACCAGCCAAAGUUCCUGAUAUCCCAGCUCUGUGAUUUUGUCAUCCAAGUUGCGUCAGGCAUGGCGUAUCUUGAAUCUGAACACUAUAUCCAUAGGGAUUUAGCAGCAAGAAAUCUUUUACUGUCUUCCUAUGAUAAGGUUAAAAUUGGUGACUUUGGCCUUAUGAGACCGUUAUCAAUAGAGGAAGACUAUUACACUAUGAAUCCAAAAGGAAAAGUACCUUUUGCUUGGUGUCCUCCCGAAUCAUUAAAAUUCAGGAAGUUUUCUCACGCGUCAGACGUCUGGUCGUUUGGAAUAACAGUGACCGAAUUGUUCUCAUAUGGAGCAGAACCCUGGCCUGGUUUGAAUGGCAAUCAGAUACUUCAGAAGGUAGAUUUGCCCCAUAGUGAAAGACCCCAGAAGCCCAGCCAUUGUCCUUCCAAGAUUUACAACAUCUUGUUUUCGUACUGUUGGGCGCAUGAUCCAGCCAACAGACCCAAGUUUUCUGCUCUACAAAAUAUCUUUGAAUCUAUUUGCCCACGAGAUGCGAGCGCUCUACGUUGUUAUGACAGCAAAAGCCCGCAAAACUUAUGCUUCGAGGAGGGGGAUUUUAUUACCAUCAUAGAGUCAAGCUCUGACUCGUCCUGGUGGCGAGGUCAAAACAAGAGAACAGGAAGAGUUGGCAUGUUUCCAUGUGAGCUCAUCGAAGGUGGAAAAGGUUCAGGUUCAUCUUCGCCCAAUGUUGCUCGAGAUCAAGUUGUCUCACCUAGCAGAAAAGCUGCUCUUUCACCAAACAGCUCAGCAGCCAGGAAGAAACAGUGUGAUUGUGGAGAGAAGCACGUGUAUGACUUUGCCGUACUCUUGAAUUCCCCCACUCCCACCUCACCCGAUGGCACAAGGGGGUCCUUGCGUUCAUUCGAGAGCGAACUUAUCUUCAAUGCUGAAAAUGACAGUGGUUAUUCAUCAAGUGCUGAUCGCUUUCGGCGCUCAAACAGCGAUUGCAGCCAAGACCUUCGAAAAGAGAUGACUUCUUCCUACGAAAAUCGCGAUCCCUUGAAUUACGAGUUUAUGGGACAUAUUAAUUCAUUGUCUCAUGCUUCUAGACCUGUUCCGAUUCCAGACAAGGGGCAUGGGAGCCCACAUGGAGUCAUGUCUGAUCCUGUUUCUAUCCCUGCUAAAUCAACCAACAGGGAUCGGUUGUCGGACCCAAAUCCAACGCUCAAAUCUGGCUUCUCUAAAGGACGAAUCUCUGAUCCUGAACCAGAGAGAAAACCCGGUCCUUUUACUCUUAAACGACGUGUGAGUGCCAAAAAGUUAAAUUCCUUUUCGAUUCCAACCAAAAAUACUGAAAGUUCACAAUGUCCCAUGGACCUUACGGCUUCUGUGAAAUCCCCGAAAAGAAAUUCAGAAAUUGAAUCUCCACCUCCCCUCCCCCCAAAGAAAGGACCUUCAAGGCCUAAUUCACGAAGCAGCAACAGUUCGGGGUCCCCGCAGAAGAGUCCAGUGCUUUUACCGAGAUCGGAUUCUUGUACAAAAUCCAGCACUGAAGAAACGUUUGCUAACGAAGUGAUGACGUUUAUCAGGAGUGUUUCUUCGGAUGGUUUUGAAUAUGAGGCGUUGAAGAAGGCGCAACGAGCUGCACGCAAUCUGAGCCCUUCCAAGAAUAUCCCCGAUGAUGAUGCUAGCGUGACGCUGCGAUCAACGUCUGGUGGAACUCGUGCACGGUCUCAAACGGAGGUAUUAAGCCCUUCGAAAAAGAGUCCAGUUGUCGAUAUUGGAGUUCCAGGGCGUCGGUCGARCUCUGUUGGAGGAAAAACACUACAUGAUCGUUCCAAAACAGAAGUACAUGAGAACCAAGAAAGCGUUCCUCGUUGCAAAAGCAUUGGAAGCAAGAGUCUUGAUUAUGAAAAUCAUGUCGUGGCUGCUAGACGAGACUUAUYUUUUCAAAAUUACGAUAAUUCUAAGCUUAAGUCUGUUCCCUCAAAGGAAGAAAAACCACAAAGCAGUUCUUUCUAUGAAAAUCAUGCUAUAUCGUCAACUUUAUUCGGAAAACAAGAAAGUUCGGAUGGUAAUGGCAGAGAGAGUUUGAUAAAACUUGAACAAAGCAUGGCAAAUUAUGAUAACCAUAAAUUAGUGAAAGAUACCUCAAGAAUUAAUCGUGUAAGCUACGAGAAUUAUACUCCAAAGUCUAUGCCACAGAAUUACGAAAAAAUGGUUCUAAGAAAAUCCUUUAUUGAGACGGAAAACGUGAUGGAAAACCUAAAGACAGACAAGGAAGUAAGCAUACGGGAUGGUAGUGGAAAUUAUGAGAAUCAUUCAAUAGGUUCAAAGAAAUAUCUGCCAUGCUAUGAGAAUUUUGUUUUAGUCGAACAUACUGAUAUUCCAGAAGAUAUUUCUCGGGAUUCGGCAAAUGAGUGUCCCAGUUACGAAAAUCAUGGGUUUAGUGAGUUGGAAGCAGUUGGUAAAGAAGCACUCACAACGGAAGAAAACCAAACUGAAAUUCCAGAAACUUUAAAUGGGAAAUAUAAUACGGACGUUUUUUCAAAGUCUCUUCCAACAUGCUGCGACUGGAAGCUAGUGAAAGAGAAUGUGAAUGAAGAUGGUUCUUUGUCAGUAAUGGUGGAAGUGGUCGGGACAUCAAACCUACGGAAGGCAAGUAGCGAUGGUAAUGUCAGUGAAUCGAAACAGAUCAAAAAAGUAGGUUCUAGGCCAGAGAGGGAUGAUACAUCUGGGCCAAUUCCCCCGCCYCGGUGGAAGAAGAGAGCUAAGGAAGCAAAGAAGCAGCGGACGCGAUGGUCGUUGACGGUAGGUGGUGAAUUGGCGAACGUUUUAUCGAAUUAUUUUCAUCAGCAUGACAAGAUUUUAAAAGACAGUAAGGAAUCAAUGCCACAAGAAGUGUGUAACAAAGAUGUUGAUAGAAUCGAUAAUUCGAUCCUACCUCCUCGAAAAGAAUCCUUAAAUUCAUUCACAGAAGAGGCUUGUAGUAAUGUCUCGGAAAGAACGUCAAAGGAAAUUUCUUCGCAAAUUACUUCACACGAAAUGUUGUUGUCCUCACAAGAAAAUGCGAUGGAUAGGACCGUCUCACCAACCUUAUCAGAACAAAAGCUACCAACACCAGAAAAAGUAUUGAAUGACAUUGUUUUGGAAAGCCAUGGAGGUGACUCCUUGGCAACCAAGGAAGAAACAUCAUCGUCCAACGUUAGCUUACAUUCCAACUCAUCACGAGAGACACCUUCACAUGCCCUAGAAAAGUUAACAAAUGGCUUAGAAAAUGUUAAAUUGGAUGACAAAAGUGAAGAGAAGCCUAAAAGACCUAACGUACUAUCUUUUGAAAAUAAACUUGUCGGAUUCGCAGAGAUGUUUCAUCCUCAGACAAAUGCAGAUGAGCCAGAGGCUGUAGCUGUUCCAACUCUUCCUCCGAAGGAAAAGUCACCUGUAAGUUCACCUGAUAGACGAAACAGCUCGAAAACCUCUCAAUAUCCAAGGUUAUCCCGCGAUUCUUCUAAUGCAAAGCUAUCAUUUGAAGAAGAUCAUAAGAGAUAUAGGCCUUGUCCAACUAAUGGUGGAAAUGACUGCACAUAUGAUAUCCCACGUAAGGAUGCAAGUGAAGAUGUACCUCCUCCAUUGCCUAGAAAAGUAUCCAAAACAAUAACUUCACCUGAUGUACCACCAAGACCGGAUCUUGCAUGUUCGUCAUGAUUUUAAACGAUUUUAAAAUUGCUGCAAGUAUGCUAUUUAUGCUCUGCAGUAUCAGGAAAGGUCGUCCUGUGCCACUGUAUACCAGGUGGUGAAUUCUUGGGCAGGCUCUUGCUGUUGGGAUUUGUGCAGGAUUAAAAUUUAUCCAGAAAGAUUGGUUGGUCAGUCGUUCAAUCCAAGCACAAAUGGGAUUAUGAAGUAUGAGCAAUGAGAUAUGAAUAGUAAGAAAGUAAGAAUAAUAAAGUUGAGCAGUGACACCCAAUGAAAUAACUUCUCAUGAACACCUCUCAGGCAAGAGGAAAAGUAACAUGAUUCUUAAAGUGCAGGUCUACUCUUACAGGGUUGGGAGUGAUGUUAAUAGAGUGCCCGCGCAUGCUGUGCUGUCGUAAAGCAUGCGCUCCCAACCAAUCAGAACGCGAGAAUUCUUUUAUAAAGAUGUAUAUAAUAGACAUAGGAACACCAUAAUCUUUAUGAUUCAGAUUGGAUGUUAUGACUUUAGUGUACAGUAUAGAAAAUGAUUGGUUCUUGUUUUGUGACAUUUUAAAAUGUUGAUGCAUAGAAAGUCAAUUUGAUGCAUUCUGGACUAGCAUGCAAUAAAACAAUUAUUGUACAGUUUAUCACUAAUAAUAUGUCUCUUUAGGAUAUCAUAACAAUAAUUAGCGCUGGAAGCUUAUUUUUAGAUCAUUUUAUUUCAAGUUGCUUUAUUGCUCCUUUUUAGGUCAUGUUAUCAAUUUUAGGUCAACUUCUUUAUUAAUAGAUAUUAUUUUAUUAUUAAUAUUAUGUUGGCUAUUAAUUUAUCAUAAGUAAACUUUAGGUUUCUACAGAUUAAUUUAAACAUAUUCUUUUUAAUGGUUUUAGAAUUUAGAAUUUGUUUACAAAAUUAUUAAAUUAUUUGUUUUGCAUAUUAUGGAUUAAUUAUUAGAAUUGCGAAGACUAACAAAACUCUUAAAGUUAAGAUCCGAGUCCAACAUAAAUUAAUAGGAGAAUUUGUAUAACUGCCAAAUUUUCUUAUUAAGUAUUAAUAAGUACAUUAAUAGGAGAAUAUAAUGUGUUUGAUUGAUCACUUUCCAUAUGGCAGUACACUGCAACGCAAUUAAGACUGCAAGGUACAAACUUAACAAUGCCGUAAACCACCUUGGAGCCCAAAUAGAGCGUUUUCAAUAACCCACUUCCGAUAUAUGCUUCGCUUGUCACGCACAAAGGUACGUGCUAAAUGCUCAGUCAUUCGUGACAGAGGGUAAGAAUUAAUUUAAUUUAGCACACGUAGCCUCAUACUGAAACCUUUGUGCGUGACAAGCAAAGCAUAUCUCGGAAGUGGGCUAUUGACUUCACAGCCGCCAUUGUUGGUGUACCUCUGACAAUAACUUUGUUAUUAGUUUAUUUUGUUAGGUACACCAAUAUGGCUGCUGUCUCUAUUGUCAACUUUCUAGGGAAUGAGUGAAAAUUCUCUAUUAAACUGCUUUGGGUUUGAUUCAUGGAAAGUGGCCAAUGUAUACACAGAUAGUGUCAUGAGAAUUAUGUAUACAUAUAUAUAAGUUUGCAUGAUGAUAUUGUGUAGAAAUAAAAUACAAAAAUGACAAAUCACAGUGAUUGAUGAGAGUAGAAGAUGAUCUUCCCCAAUGAUCAUGAGUAGGUUUAGACUAAUAGUAUUUUGUAUAUAAAUGAGUGUUCCAUUAAGUGGGCUGUUAAAAUGAAUAAUAAAAUAAAAUAAUGAAAACAAAAA